UUAAAAACACUUUUCCCUUUAACAGGCUGGCUGGAUCAACUGAUCGGGGUUCCGUCCCAGGAACGUUUGAUUCUGCCCACUCUGGUUGUUUUUUCAAACCUUUCUCCUUUAAGAAGCCUCCCAUCUGAUCUGCUGGAAAAGGAGGGAAGCGAAACUAACUUUCAAAGGGAAGCGAAACUAAUUCUCUCUCUCUCUCUCUCUCUCUCUCUCGGCGGAGGAGGCGGCGAUGGCGGCCGGGGCGCCCGUGCUGGACCUGCUGGAAGAAGCCACCUGCCCCCUUUGCCUGGAGUAUUUCCCGGACCCCGUGCUCAUCCCCGAGUGCGGCCACAACUUCUGCCGCAGCUGCUUGACCCGCAGCUGGGGGGAAUCGCCGUCGGAGGCUUCCUGCCCCCAGUGCAGACGGACCUUUUGUCCCAGGAACAUCCUCGCGAACAGGCAGCUGGCGCGUGUGGUGGAGAUCGCCCAGCGCUGCGACCCUCGGGGCGAGGAAGGAGGGAGCUUCUGCAGGAUGCACCGGGAGCCCCUCAAACUCUUCUGUCAGGACCACGAGACCCUCAUCUGCGUGGUCUGCGACCGAGCCCGAGAGCACAGGGACCACCGGGUGACUCCUCUGGAGGAGGUGGCUCUCCAGGAGUAUCGGAGCAAGGUUGGGGAUUGCCUGAAGGCUCAGAAGGAGGAGAAAGAAAAAAUUCUUACAUACAGAAGAGAAACAGAACGAAAAAUGGAGCAGAUGCUUGACCUAAUCAAAAAAGAGAGAGAAAACACAGUGGCUGAGUUCAGAGAACUACGACGUUGCUUGGAAGAACAGGAGAAGCUUCUGCUGGCCAGAAUGGAAGAGACGGAGAAGGAGAUUAUGGCAAUAAGGGACAAGUGGCUUGCCAAACACAUUGAGGAACUUUCCUCUCUUGAGGAUCUCAUCCAGGAGAUAGAGGAGAAGCUUCAGUGGCCAGCAAGCAAACUCUUACAGGACAUAGGAAGCGUCUUGGAGAAGUAUCAGGCAAAAAAGCCAUCAAAGAUUCCAGUGGCUUUUCCUCUAGAGCUGAAGUGGAGAAUCUGGGAUUACAGUGACAUCAGUGUGUUUCUGAAAGGCAUCAUGAAACAAUUCAGAGAUAAUCUGGAAUUUGGACUUCAACUGCAGAAAGUAAAUGUCAUUCUGGAUCCAGACACAGCCCAUCCUGGCCUCGUCCUCUCCGAAGAUCGUAAAAGCAUCAGAGCAGUUGAUGAAGAUCAAUGCCUUCCCAAAAACCCUGAGAGAUUUGAAAAUUGGCUAUAUGUCCUUGGCUGUCAGGGGUUUUCAACAGGGAGACAUUUCUGGGAAGUCACUGUAGGAAAGAAGGAGGAAUGGUAUGUAGGGGUUGCCAAAAAGUCAGUGAACAGAAAAGAUUACAUCGAAGUUUGUCCUGAGGAAGGGAUCUGGGAGGUUGGGAAAUGGGAAGGGAAAUACCGGGCCAACUUUCCCCCAAAAUACCCCACACUGGUCCCAACUGAGGAGCUCAAGAGCAUCCGAAUCUCUCUCAACUGUGAAGGGGGACAGGUGACCUUUUUUGAUGCCCAGACCGCAGCCCUGCUCUACACGUUCUCGGAAGCUCCCUUGGCUGGAGAGACCCUUCUGCCCUCCUUCUCUCUGAACAAUGAUGACUGUCUGACGCUCUCUCCCUAAAAGUGGGGACAUACAUGGAGAAAACUUUGGAAAAAUCUGUAUUUGCCAAGCAGUGAUCUCUGAAAGCCUGUAGAGCAAAAUUGCACAGAUAUAAAUACUGCCCCAAAUGGAAAUUGGCUUGGGGGAGGGAGGAUGUGUCCUACACAGAACCUGUGUCAAAGCUGUGCCUCAUGAUUACCUGCAUCUUCUUAUAAGUGUUUUGAAGAUGUACUGAUACAACCUUUGCAAAAAAUGAUUAACUAUUUUGGAAAAGGGAUGAAUACUAGAAAAUUUGAAAGGAGCGAAUAUUGGUUUAAUUCAUAAAGAAGGACAGGAUCUUACUUUACCAAAAAAAUGAUCCAUUUAUUUACUGAACCAUGACUACAAAAUAUUUACUGUGGUUUUAGCUGAAAGAAUGAAAGGUGUUUUGCAGGACUUUAUGCGUGAAGAUCAUUGAGGAAACCCACCUGAAAGAGAGUUGAGGGACAAUUUAAGAAAUAUUCUUAAUAUACUAGACUAUUUGGAAGAAUAUAAUGGAAAACUACCAUGUUGAUAUUUCUUGAAAUGGAGAAAGCAUUUGACAGUUUGGACUGGAUUUUUCUAUUUGAAAUUUUGCAAAAAAUGGAUUUUGGAGAUAACUUUAUUACAUGGGUAAAAGUGAUACAUAUGUCACAAACAGCACAAGUUCUAGUCAACCAAGCUCAGAGGACACCCAGCAGAAAUGCCUUCUCUACGAACCUCUCCGUCUAAUGGCCAUGCCUUCUCCUUCACUGGCUUCUUUUUAAUUUUAUUAUGCUAAACUACUUAUCAAAAAGAAAAUAUAAAUGCAUAUAGUAUUAAUAAAUGUUAAGAGUAG
Python bivittatus (Burmese python) is the source of this 2495-nucleotide messenger RNA. NCBI's taxonomy places the organism in Eukaryota, Metazoa, Chordata, Lepidosauria, Squamata, Pythonidae. The record is from RefSeq and is a predicted model, not a curated record.